Messenger RNA from Argiope bruennichi, 879 nucleotides. Its product is annotated as DNA-directed RNA polymerase III subunit RPC7-like. Lineage: Eukaryota; Metazoa; Arthropoda; Arachnida; Araneae; Araneidae. The transcript is spliced from 5 exons. The record is from RefSeq and is a predicted model, not a curated record. Bases 220 to 813 code for a protein of 197 amino acids. Gene Ontology annotation, biological process: transcription by RNA polymerase III. Gene Ontology annotation, cellular component: RNA polymerase III complex.
AAAACAAACCGCAUACACGUGAAGAAAAUGUGUUCUUUAUGUUUUGUGAUAUUCGUGUUUUGUUUAUGUUUACCCGGCACAAGCUAAGAACUCAUUUAGGAAUAAACGCCAGAAAACAAACCUCCAUUCCUUCCUUCCUUCUUUAUGUGGCGGUGGAAUUCUGCCUUUAAAAUAAAUUUUAAGGAAUAAAACCUGAAUCUUCUUAGUGCAUAGGCAGAGAUGGGAGGAAGAGGACGUGGUCGCGGACGAGGAUCCAUACCCUUUCGAAGAACAGGCUUCAAUUCGGAUGAUAUUUUACCUCCUUUAAAUCAGCCACCUCCAAUUUACCCACCAUUGCAAUUUAAACCAAUUCCAUUGCUAACGGGAAAGAAAAUUCUUUACACACUGACAUUGAAACAAGAAAUAAGAAGCUCUUUCAAAGAAUCUGGAUAUUAUGUCCCACCUGUGUGUAUGAAGAAAGACAUUGAACGAUAUACUGAUAAAUACCAACAAAUUCAUGCUGCUGAUCAAGUUGCUUGGGACAAGAAACUUUUUCCAAAAGAAUUAUUUGAGCAACCUCCAAAGAAAAAAAAGAAACUUGUAAAACCUAAAAAGAAGGAAGUUGCUAUUGUUGAAAAAUUGGAGGUGCUUGAAGCUAAAGAACAAGCAGGCGAUGUGGAGGAAGAAGAAGAAAAAGAGGAAGAAGGUGAAGAAGGUCUGGAAGAAAAUGAAGAGGAAGUAGAAGAGGAAACUGAUUAUGCUCUGAGUUAUUUUGAUAAUGGAGAAUCCUAUUUGGAUGAAGAUGAUGAUAAUGUGGAUGAAGGUUAUGAAUAAUAAAAUUAAAACUUUAAUUUAUUUCUGUACAUAAUAUUUUUGUAAAUAAACUUUUGCUAUCUAGAA